AUGCGGCUUAUUUGGAAUCACUCCCUUCCAUGGCUGCAAUUUGCAAAGCUUCCCAAGCCUGGACGAGACCAUAAUCUACCGUCGCUAUCGUCCGCCCUGGCCGCGACAUCGCCACAAUCCCCUGGUGCUUUAACAAACAACAUCAACCGAGACUUGAUGCAACGACUAGGCUCUAUAAUUCCUUGGAAGACGUUGUCCCAUCCACCCAACAUCAAUAGCCUUUCCCGUAUAGUGACUGGACUUAGUAUUCUGAUGCCGGAAGAGUUCGGUGGCCAGCAUCGUACCCUCGCCACAAGGUUGUGCAACACUCUACGAACGACACCAGAGAGUCUUAACUUGGAACUAUUCUUGUUGUCUAAUGGCUACGUAUCCCACGGUCCAACUGGCAAAUCCAAAAGAACUAUGGCUGCCCAUGAUCGGAAUGUGAUGAAGUUGUUCCACGCGUCUGGCUGGAAGACUAUGAAGCACAUCGAGACCUUGUUAUCAACUCGAGAGCCCACCGCAGAAGGCCAUAGCAGAGAAACUGUUGCCAGUGCACUGCGACUCUUAGUUCUGGACAAACUAGGGAAGUGCGAGGGUCGACGCACGGCGCUACAACAUGCGGUGAACAACGGAAACAUGGACCUGAUCAAUUUCCUUCUUGACCACGGAGCCAAUGUCAACAGUGCACCAUCAGAGAAUGGCGGAGCUACCGCAUUACAGAUUGCCGCCAUUCAAGGCUACCUGGGAAUCGCUCGCAAGCUCAUCGACCUAGACGCAGACGUUAAUGCUGCUCCUGCACAAUCCAAUGGCAGAACAGCUUUGGAGGGAGCGGCAGAGCACGGUCGAAUUGACAUGCUUCGGUUACUUCUUGACGAAGGAGCAUCGCUGGUAGGCAAUGAUGGGGAGCGGCAAUAUCGGCGCGCCGUGGAAUUGGCUGAGAAAAAUGGGCAUAUGGCGGCCGCGAAGCUCUUGAAAUCGUUCAAGGAUCAGGUGGAAGAAAGUGGUAUUUGA
Messenger RNA from Aspergillus tubingensis, 993 nucleotides. RefSeq names its product ankyrin repeat domain-containing protein. NCBI's taxonomy places the organism in Eukaryota, Fungi, Ascomycota, Eurotiomycetes, Eurotiales, Aspergillaceae. The coding region runs from base 1 to 993 and encodes 330 amino acids. Gene Ontology annotation, biological process: RNA processing. Gene Ontology annotation, molecular function: protein binding; RNA binding; RNA nuclease activity. The record is from RefSeq and is a predicted model, not a curated record. The transcript is spliced from 2 exons.